AUGCUGCUCAAGUACCUAACGCCGAAGUCCUUCAGCCUCGCUCUCAUCGCAGGCCUCGCAAUCCACAUACAUGCCUCAUAUCUUGACUAUCCCACAACCUCGUCAGCACGCCAGCAAUGUGCUCUAGAUAUCCCAGUCUCGUUCCAGCACGGGUCAUACCGCAUGAGUCCAUUGCCUCUAGAUGAUACUACCCUAGACUUGCCUUCCAGCUACAGCCCCUGGACCCAUCCUCCGGCCUGCCUCACCUCCCUCUUGGACUCCUCGGAGAAGUAUUGCAUCUACACAAACGACGGCCAGGGCUCCAAUGGGGUAAGCAUCAUCACCCGCCCAUCGCUGGCGGCCGCCAGCGCGGCGGUGCUGCUGAACGAGAAACUCUCCGACCACUUCGCCGCACGGGCGGGGCGGAACGACAGCCAUCUACACCUGCUCCCAUCGGCCUUACCCGGGUCUCCAUCCUCCUCAGUACCGGUGGAACUUCCCUAUGAGAUCGUCAAUAUGUCGGAGAAGGGGAAGGGCGUGCUGGCCACGCGCCGCAUCCGCAAAGCCGAGGUGCUCAUGCUCGACCACGCGUCGUUGCUCGUGGCCGCGGCGUUCCCGGGUUCUGUGAGGCAAGUGGAUGGGUAUGAGAUCCUUCACCGAGCUGCGGACCAGCUGCGGGACCCAGGGCGCGUUCUCGGGCUUGGGAGGUCCAGUAAGGGGGCGGCGGACGUACUGGAAGAUGUGAUAAGGACGAAUUCGUUUGCGUUUGACUUGGGCGGGGAGCCGCACAUGGCCGUCUAUCCAGAGAUCUCGAGGAUCAACCAUGGGUGCAAUCCCAACGCAUUUGCACGAUUUCUGCCUCAUAGUCUCGCUGCGAGCAUCAUCGCAUUCCGGGACAUUGAGCCAGGGGAGGAAAUAACCAUCAGCUAUAUUCCCUUCGCCAGUCCCACCUCGGAACGGCAAGCUCUCUUGUCGCGCUGGAACUUCAACUGCACAUGCGCACUCUGCGCCUCGUCGCCUUCGACCCGGGCAUCGUCCGACUACCGGCGCACCAAGAUCCGUUCCCUGCGCGAGGAGAUCUUGGAGGCCAUCGGCAAGCGCGACGGGACGCGCGCCGUCACCCUUUCGCACGAGGUGCUGCGACUGGCACAGAUCGAGAAGCUGGAGCCGCUCUACGGCGAGACGUACAAUACCAUCGCACGGAUCUACUGGCAUGCGGGGGACAAGCGGACGGCGGAGCGGUAUGCGCGGUUGAGCCUGAGAACUCUAGGGGAGCAGGGGUAUAUUGAUGAUCGUGAAGAACAUUUGGAAACAUUGCUAAAGACGUUUGAAGAGCCUUGA
This is a messenger RNA of Neoarthrinium moseri, 1320 nucleotides long. RefSeq lists its product as uncharacterized. NCBI's taxonomy places the organism in Eukaryota, Fungi, Ascomycota, Sordariomycetes, Amphisphaeriales, Apiosporaceae. Gene Ontology annotation, molecular function: protein binding. Bases 1 to 1320 code for a protein of 439 amino acids. The transcript is spliced from 4 exons. The record is from RefSeq and is a predicted model, not a curated record.